Molecule: messenger RNA, 411 nt
Organism: Fusarium keratoplasticum
Lineage: Eukaryota; Fungi; Ascomycota; Sordariomycetes; Hypocreales; Nectriaceae
Exons: 1
Coding region: 1-411 (136 amino acids)
Source: RefSeq, a predicted model, not a curated record
AUGCCUUCCGCAGACCAGCAGCACCGUCUCAACCUCGACGGCCUUCAAACCCUCUCCAUCUCAGCCCCAGACGUCCCGAGCCCGCCCUACGAGCACCGCACCACCAUGACGAUCCAGCAAGACGAGCAGCAACCUCCGGCAACCCACUGGCCGCAGGACAUCUGGCUUCACAGCCCCUCAUACCGCGUGCUGUACCAGCCUGUCCUCGUGGUUCCCCACCAGCCGCCGCCCGACGAGUCUCCCUUGCAGCGGCCAGCAACAACCAAUGUGCCUGAUGCGCCACUGCACGAUCUGUCACAAUGCCGCGACGGAGAGGACCCACGACCCGAGGGGAACCCCGCCGACGACGGGUGCGGCCGCUAUCAGCCCAACGGGCAUGCUCAUUCUGAAUCCAAGGGUGACGGGCGUUGA